AUGUCAAAUUACGUCGCUGCCCCCUUAAUCUCAGAAACAGAUAUACUUAUUAUUUCCCUCAUUUCUAAUUUCUUUUCUUUAUUCCUUUUUUUUUUGCAUUUUAACAGGCCACAAAAGCACGUUUGGCAUGGUUCACUACCCAACGGUGAGCGUUCAAUUGACACAUAUUGUGACGCCUGGCAUUCGGGCUCCAGAGAUAAGUUCGGUUAUGCCAGUAAUUUGCUGGGGAACAAAUUGCUCGACCAGGAGCGCCAAACUUGCGAUAGCAAAUUAAUUGUGCUGUGCGUGGAGGCGUUGUCGCAGGAUAGAAGGCGAAAACGCGAUAUCAGCGACAGCGAACCUGUGUUCCAUACGGCGGAAGCAUAUGCGCGCCACCUCAAAGAGGUGUUAACUUGAAAUUCCGACUAUCGCGCACAUGUGCCACGAAAGCGUGCCGGACGUGGGCAAUUGUUGUGGCUACAAUCAGUACAUCAUCAACAUCAACCAGUCAGAACUAAGCAACUUCAUCAGCAACAAAAACAAUAAAAAAUAAAAAAUAUUUUAAAUGCGAAUUGUAAAUCGAAAGGCGAUGCCAAAAUUCAAACACUUUGAUUAUUUCCUUUUUUAUUCAAAUUUGUGAAAAAGAGAGAAACUAACUACUACUUAAUUACGAACGAGUAUUUUUUCCACGAUUUUGUUCAUUUUACUCCGACAAACUGUGAAAAUAUUUAUGCAAAAUACAUACAUACAUACAAACAUACAUAGCUAAUUGGAACACAACUACGUAACUAGUAAAGCAAAGAUACAUACAUACGUAUGUAACUAAAUUCCCAUCUAUAUGUGAGAUUUUUUCAUUGCAUGUACUAUACACAUACAUACAUACUCUCGUGCAUACAUAGGAAGGUACUAUUUAUAUGUAGUAUAGCUAUAUUUAAUGCAUAUGUGCAUGUAGUUAAUAUAUUUAUUUUUGUUCUGUACUGUACUACUACAUA
Molecule: messenger RNA, 971 nt
Organism: Rhagoletis pomonella (apple maggot)
Lineage: Eukaryota; Metazoa; Arthropoda; Insecta; Diptera; Tephritidae
Exons: 3
Coding region: 1-396 (131 amino acids)
Source: RefSeq, a predicted model, not a curated record